GGCUGCCCGGCGGAGGUGGUGGUUGUAGCUGCCGGAGUAACGGAGAGGAGAGACGGAGCUCCAUGUAUUACCAUGCCGAGAUUUGGACUUUAUGAACUACAUGCAAAACCUCCAAACCUAUGAGCCCGGCGUCAGUAGAGGUGGUUCUGUGAAGAUCACGGUACGAUAAUGGGGAAUCACUUGGUUUCACUGCUUGUGCUGCUCCUGCAGCUGCUUUGUGGUUGCGCAGGGAAGCAAAGGAUGGUGAGGGCUGCCUCCAUGCAGUUCACCCACUCAGUUUACAACGCCACCAUAUACGAGAACUCUGCUGCUAAGUCUUAUUUAGAGAGUCAUGCCAAGAUGGGGAUCUAUAUCACAGACCCAGCCUGGGAGGUACGGUACAAAAUCAUCUCUGGAGACAAUGAGAACUUAUUCAAGGCUGAGGACUACCUGUUGGGUGAUUUCAGUUUUUUGCGAAUAAGGACCAAAGGAGGCAGCACUGCCAUUCUGAACCGGGAGGUUAAAGACCACUACAUGCUGACUGUCAAAGCUUCAGAGAGGAACACCAAUUUAGAGUGUCGCACUAGAGUAAAGGUGCAGGUACUGGACACCAAUGAUCUGAGGCCUCUCUUCUCACCAACGUCCUACAGCAUCUCUCUGCCGGAGAACACGGCCAUGCGCACGAGUGUGGCCAAGGUCACGGCGACUGACGCAGACAUCGGUACGAAUGGAGAGUACUACUAUAGUUUCCGAGAGUGGACGGACAUGUUUGCAGUUCAUCCAACAAGCGGCGUGGUGACACUGACCGGCAAACUAGACUUCUCUGAGACGAAGCAGUACGAGUUGGAGAUCCUUGCAGUAGACAGAGGGAUGAAGCUGUACGGCAGCAGUGGCUUCAGCAGCAUGGCAAAGCUAACAGUGAGGGUGGAGCAGGCCAAUGAGCAUGCCCCUGUCAUCACUGCAGUAACCCUAGCCCCCUCUGAUACAGACCACGACCCGACCUAUGCUAUUGUCACAGUGGAGGACAAUGACCAGGGACCAAAUGGGGAGAUAGCAUCUUUGAGUAUUGUUGCUGGUGACCCUCUUCAGCAGUUUAAGGCUGUAAGAAGCAGCCCCGGGAGCAAAGAGUACAAAAUCAAAGCAGUCAAAGACGUUGACUGGGACAGUCAGCCUUUUGGAUAUAACCUUACUUUACAAGCAAAGGACAAAGGCAGCCCCCCUCAAUUCUCUUCUGCUAAAUUAGUGCAUGUCACGUCUGCACAAUUCAAAGUGGGUCCUCCUAUAUUUGAAAUGGCGGUUUACAGAGUCAAUCUGAGUGAAUUUGCCCCUCUUCAUACACCUGUCACUAUGGUAACAGCAGUGCCAAAGUACCCACAGAUAAAAUAUGGUUUUAGACACAAAUCUGACAAGAACAGAUUCACUAUCAAUCCAGAUACAGGCUUAAUCAGCACAGUUGGACCGAUCAAUGCUGAUGUUGCCCCCCGAUUUGAGCUAGAUGUGAUCACAAGUGACACAAAAGCUGCAACAAAAGUCAUAGUUGAUGUGAUUGAUGUGAACAACAAUGCACCUGAGUUCCAGCAGACGUCUUACAAUGCCAUUGUGGAUGAGAAUGUACCCAUAGGGACCAGUGUGGUAACUGUUAAAGCCACUGAUGUAGACAGAGGUGAGAAUGGCUAUGUAACCUACAGCAUUACCAAUCUCAGCCCUCAACCAUUUGUCAUCGACUACUUCUCUGGUGUCAUCAGCACCUCAGAAGUCCUAGAUUAUGAGCUCAUGCCCAGGAUUUACAAUCUCAGAGUCAGGGCAUCAGAUUGGGGAUCCCCUUUCAGGAGAGAGGUGGAGGCAUCAGUCAAAAUAACACUAAAUAACCUGAAUGACAACAAGCCCCUGUUUGAAAAUGUAGACUGUGAAGUGACUGUGCCAAGAGACCACGGUGUCGGAGAGCAGAUUACAACAGUGUCUGCCAUAGAUGCUGAUGAGCUGCAGCUUGUACGGUACAAAAUUAAAGGUGGGAAUGAUCUCGAUCUGUUCGAACUUAACCCAAGCUCUGGCAUGCUUUCACUGAAGCACACGCUGAGCGAGGGAGAGGCAGCUAAAGUGUCCUUUCAUAGUUUACAAAUCAUUGCGACCGACGGAGAACACGAGACUCAGCCAAUGCUCAUGAACAUAACUGUGAUCACGGCACGCAAGCCUGUCCAGUUGAAGUGUGUUGAAACUGGAGUAGCCACCAUGUUGGCUGAAAAACUACUUCAGGGCAGCAAAAUCCACACUCAACCUGAGCCAGAUGACAACUUUAUGGAUGUUCACUCAGUCAACAGGUACUCUCCUCAGUUUGCAGAAUCCUUCCCCAGUGUAAUUGAAGUUAAAGAGGACCUCCCUGUCGGGGCUCGGAUUGUCCAUUUAAGUGCCACAGACUCAGACAGUGGCUUCAACGGGAAACUAGUGUACGUUAUCUCAGGAGGAGACACUGAAAGCCGCUUCAUAGUAGAUAUGGAAACUGGUUGGCUUUUGGUUUAUUCUCCCCUUGACAGGGAAACAACAGAUCAUUAUACCCUCAAUAUUACAGUUUACGAUCUCGGCAUACCACAGAAAUCCUCAUCACGCCUCCUGGAUGUUAAGAUCCUUGACGCCAACGAUAAUAGCCCUCAAUUUUUGCAAGAUUCCUACUCAGUUGAAAUAAGUGAGAACACACCUGUUGGGACAGAAAUAAUCCAGGUGGACUCAACAGACAAGGAUCAAGGAGAUAAUGGAGUUGUCACGUAUUCGAUUUUGGGAGGCACAGAUAAUUUUGCAAUCAAUAAAGACACUGGUGUGGUGACUGUGAUGAAGCCACUGGACCGUGAGCUCAAUCCAGUUUAUGUCUUGAAGAUUACAGCACGAGACCAGGCAGUGAAUGAGCCACAGCUAGUGUCCACUGUGGCUCUUAAAAUCACUUUGGAAGAUGUGAAUGAUAAUCCACCUAAAUUUGUCCCCCCUAAUUACCGCGUGAGGGUGAGGGAAGACCUUCCCAUCGGUACCAUAAUCAUGUGGCUGGAGGCUCACGACCCAGAUAUUGGACCCUCCAGUCAGGUACGCUACAGCCUCAUUGACAACGUAGACGGGAAUUUCGAAGUUGACAAACUCAGUGGUGCUGUGCGGAUUGUCCAAAACCUCGAUUACGAAGCAAAGCAGGUGUACAACCUCACGGCAAAGGCUAAAGACAAAGGGAAGCCCAUAUCCUUGUCAUCAACCUGCUUCAUUGAGGUGGAUGUGGUGGACGUGAAUGAGAAUCUGUACAGGCCUUUGUUCCGGUCAUUUGUGGAGAAGGGAUUUAUAAAAGAGGAUGCUCUUGUUGGGACUUCAGUGAUGACUGUGACAGCUGAGGAUGAAGACGGGGGACGAGAUGGAGAGAUACAAUACUCCAUACGAGAUGGAUCCGGCCUGGGGAUAUUUACCAUCGAUGAGGAAACUGGUGUUAUCCGGACACAAGAACUGCUCGAUCAUGAAACGACAUCUCACUACUGGCUCACGGUCUACGCCAUGGAUCGUGGCGUGGUGCCCCUCUCGUCCUUCGUGGAGGUGUACAUCCAAGUGCAGGAUGUCAACGACAAUGCACCGCAAACAUCGGAACCCGUCUACUACCCCUCUGUUAUGGAGAACUCCCCGAAGGACGUGUCAAUCAUCAAGAUAGACGCGGCCGAUCCAGAUGACAAGGCCAGUGAUAAACUCACCUACAGGAUCACGAGUGGCAACCCCCAGGGUUUCUUUACCAUCAACACCAAGACAGGUCUGGUUUCGACAACUUCAAGGAAACUGGACAGAGAACAACAAGAUGAGCACAUUCUUGAGGUCACCAUCACCGACCACGGCGUUCCCGCUAAAUCCACCACUGUCCGCGUCAUCGUCCGAGUCCUUGACGAGAACGACAACAGGCCGCUGUUCCUGGAGAAGAUCUACAAGAUCCAACUUCCUGAGCGGGAGAGGCCAGAGAGGGAGAGAGCCAUGAAGAGAGACCCGGUGUAUCGGGUCAUCGCGUCGGACCGCGAUGAGGGGCCGAACUCUGAAAUCUCUUACAGCAUCGAGGAAGGAGACGAACACGGGAAGUUCUUUAUUGAGCCCAAGACCGGCCUGGUGUCCUCCAAGAAGUUCUCCUCUGCCGGAGAAUACGACAUUCUUACAAUUAAAGCUGUCGACAAUGGCCGCCCUCAGAAAUCCUCCACUUGUCGCCUGCACAUCGAGUGGAUCCCAAAACCAGAAGUGCCAGCCGAUGCAGCUCCCCUGCUUUUUGAGGAGUCCCCCUUCACUUUCUCUGUAAUGGAAAGCGACCCUGUGGCGCACAUGGUUGGCGUUGUCGCCACAGAAUCCUCUGAUGUUCCCGUGUGGUUUGAAAUCACAGACGGCAUAGAGGAUACUGAGAUGUUUUACAUCCUUCAGAUGGCUUGUGACUACAACUGUACAGCAGAAGGUGGUAAUUAUGACAGCCGCUUUGACGUGGGCAAGGCCAGCGGAACCUUGAUUGUAGCACGAACCCUGGACGCAGAGCAGAAAUCAAAUUACAACCUGACGGUGGAAGCCACAGAUGGGACACGAACUGUCAGCACCCAGGUACUCAUCCGUGUCAUUGACACCAACAAUCACCGGCCUCAGUUUUCACAGGAGUCGUACAUCGUGAACGUCCCUGAAGACAAACCAACGGGGAGCGAGGUCAUGCAGAUCAGCGCGACCGACAGAGAUGAGAAGAAUAAACUAACCUUCACGCUCCUGAGCAGCACCGAUCCAUUCAGCCUGAGGAAGUUUAGACUAGACCCGGGAACAGGCAUUCUGUACACCGCUGAGCGGCUGGACCAUGAGACAAUGCAUCAUCACAUCCUUACUGUCAUGGUUCGAGACCAGGACAUCCCAGUAAAGAGGAACCUUGUGCGUGUGAUUGUCAACGUGGACGACUCCAAUGACAAUGCACCCUGGUUUAUAGGCACACCUUACUCUGGUCGUGUGUUCGAGUCCGCUGCCGUAGGCUCGGCCGUGCUUCAGGUCUCAGCUCUUGACAAAGACAAGGGCCAUAACGCAGAGAUUGUCUACAGCAUCGAAUCAGGAAAUGUUGCAAACUCCUUUGCCAUCGACCCUGUUCUUGGAACAAUCACAGUCGCCAAAGAGCUUGACCGCCGCAGCCAGACCCAGUUUGAACUUACUGUUAAGGCGUCUGAUAAUGGAGUACCUCCACUGUCAACUACAGCCACUGUACCUAUUGUGGUCACAGUUUCUGAUAAUGCAGCACCCAGAUUCACUGAGAAGGAGUUCUCUGCAGAAAUCAGUGAAUUAGCCCAUCCAGGAAGCUUUGUGAGCUUGAUUUCAGCAGUCAGCCAGUCAUCUGUCUUCUAUCAAAUAAAGGGUGGCAACAUCAACAACGCUUUCGACAUAAACCCAAACUCUGGAGUGGUUGUGACCCAGGGAGCUUUAGAUUACGAGACCGCCUCUCAAUACAAGCUCAUCAUUCAGGGCACCAACAUGGCAGGCAUUGCAAGCAACACAACACUUCAGAUUCAUCUGAAGGACGAGAAUGACAAUGCUCCAAUCUUCCUCCAGAGAGAAUUCAAAGGAGUAGUCAGCGAGUCAGCUCCCAUCAACAGUGUUGUUCUCACCCAUGAAAACACUCCUUUUGUCAUCCGCGCCUCUGAUGCCGAUUGUGACCAGAACGCCAUGCUCAUCUAUCAAAUCGUUGAACCAUUUGCUCACAACUAUUUUGCCAUUGACUCAAGCACCGGAGCCAUUAGAAUCACAACAGCUUUGGAUUAUGAACAGAGGAGCGUUUUCCGCUUUACCGUCCAGGUCCAUGAUCUAGGAAUGCCACGCCUGUUUGCGGAAACGGCGGCCAAUGUGACUAUUGAAGUCAUUGAUGUUAAUGACUGUUCACCAGUUUUUAGCCAAGAAGUGUAUGAGACCACUGUCAUAGUGCCAACAUACAAAGGAGUGGAAGUCAUUAAAAUCAACGCUACAGACUCAGACUCUGGGCCGAACUCAAAACUUCUCUUCUCCAUCUCUGAGGGAAAUAUCGGUGAUAAAUUUAAGAUUGAUCCAAUCACAGGCAUAAUCUCUAUUCAGAAUGUCACACAAUUGAGGAGCCGGUAUGAAUUGAAGGUUAGAGUGUCAGAUGGUAGAUUUGCCACUGUGGCAACAGUAAAGAUAAAUGUGAAAGAAAACAAGGAGAGCAAGCUGAAGUUCACCAGGGAGUCCUACAAAGCCUAUGUCCCCGAAAACUCACGUGAGAAGAAAACUCUAGCAGUCAUUGGUGUUGUGGGGAACCAGGUGAACGAGCCUUUGUUCUUUAAAAUUCUGAACCCUGACAGCAGGUUUGAAAUCAGCCGCACAUCUGGAGUUAUCUCAUCCACUGGAAUUCCAUUUGACCGUGAGGCACAGGACACAUUUAAUAUCAUCGUUGAGGUGACCAGAGAGGAUGAAUCUGAAGAUGGCGCUCAUGUUGUAGUAACCGUGACAGUGGAGGAUGUCAAUGACAACAAACCUAUGUUCGUGAACCUUCCCUAUCAUGCCCUUGUUCAGAUGGACGCGGAGGAAGGCCAGGUCAUCAGACAGGUCACAGCAGUGGACAAGGACAUGGGUUCAAAUGCAGAAAUCAGUUAUUACCUUAAAGAGCAUCAGGACCACUUUCAAAUUAGCCCCUCCGGUGAAAUUUCUCUCAAAAACAAAUUUGACAAAGAGUCACUCAACAAAGACUUUGUCGUUGUUGUCACGGCAAAAGAUAAUGGAGAGAAGCCGCUCUCGGCUGAAGUAGACGUGCCAAUAACAGUGGUGAACAAAGCAAUGCCUAUAUUUGAGAAGCCUUUUUACAGCAUUGAAAUCCCUGAAAACAUUCAGUUACAUACACCUGUGCUUCACGUACAGGCCAAUGAUUCAGAGAGUCCUCGUAUCGUGUACUCCAUCUCUGAAGGAGAUCCUUUCAAACAGUUCUCCAUUGAUUUCAACACGGGUGUUAUCCAUGUGAUUCAGCCGUUGGACUUUGAGACACAUCCUGCUUAUAAGUUAAAUGUAAGAGCCACAGACUCUCUGACUGGAGCACAGUCAGAGGUAUUUGUCGAUAUCAUACUGGAAGAUGUAAAUGAUAAUGCCCCUGUGUUCCCGUCAAAGUUCUAUUACGCCAAUAUUUCUGAGGCCUCUGUCAUUGGUACCUCAGUUUUGCAAGUUGACGCCAAAGAUUUAGACACUGGCAACAACCAAGAAGUGUUCUUUCAGUUGGUUGAGGAAAAGGGGAAAAGCUCAGAUUAUUUUUCAAUCGAUCGUGACUCAGGAAUAAUCACGAUAGCUCAAAUACUUGAUUGUGAGGAAACACCGCAGCACAAGUUGCGAGUCCGUGUGGUGGACGGAGGUGUUCCAGCCCUCUCCAGUGAUGUCGUCGUGACGAUAGACGUCAUGGACCUAAAUGACAAUGCUCCAACAUUCACAGAACCCACUUACAAAACUACCAUCAGCGAAUUGGCCCCGCGUGGACACUUCAUCACCCAAGUCCAAGCAUCAGAUGCCGACAGCUCAGACUCAAAUAAUUUGGAAUUCUCAAUCAUAUCUGGGAAUGAAGAUCAGAACUUUGCUAUAGACAAGCGCACAGGCGCCAUCGUCAUUUCCAACCACCGGAGGCCACAUAUGCAGCCGCUUUACAACCUCAACGUAUCGGUGUCUGACGGUGUGUUCAGAAGCUCGUGCCUCGUCAUGGUCACAGUUAUCGGCGCCAACUUCCACAACCCCACCUUCUCGCAGGUUGACUAUGUAGUAGAACUUGUUGAAAACUCACCUGCUGGCACCUUGGUAGCAGAGGCAAAGGCAACAGAUGAUGAUGAAGGCAUUUACGGGCAAAUAACGUACCAGAUUGUCAACGACUUUGCCAAAGACAAGUUUUCCAUCAAUGACAAUGGAGAGAUUUUCACUCUAGAGAGCCUAGACCGUGAGAACGCCAUUGAGAAAGUUAUUCCUAUUUCUCUGGUAGCUAAAGACGGUGGUGGAAAAGUUGGCUUUUGUAUUGUCAAUGUCAUUCUCACAGAUGUCAACGACAAUGCCCCACAGUUCAGAGCAGCUGAAUACAAAGCCACCAUUGCAUCAGAUGUUCCAAGGGGAACCUCAGUGGUUAAAAUUGCUGCCUCAGACAUGGAUGAGGGAAGCAAUGCUGACAUUCAGUAUUCGAUCGAAGCAGAUGUUGAGAAUGUGGAGGAGAAUUUUGAAAUCCACCUGACCUCUGGGGUCAUUGUAACCAAAGAGAGUCUCAUCGGGCUUGAAAAUGAACUCUAUGCAUUCUUUGUGAGGGCAAAGGAUACAGGGAAUCCAUCCAAACAUUCACUUGUGCAGGUUUACAUCAAGAUUGUUGCACCAGAGACCCCAAUUCCCAAAUUUGCUGAACCACAUUACCGUUACACGAUUUCCGAAGACCUUCCCAUAGGCACAGAGAUCGAUGUGAUUCAGGCAGAGAGUGAGCAACAGGUCGUCUACAGCCUUGUGAAGGGAAACACUCCCGAGAGCAACGAAGAUGAGGUGUUUGUUGUAGACAGAGACAGUGGGGCCUUGAAACUUCAGAAAAGCCUCGACCAUGAGACGACCAAAUGGUACCAACUUAUUUUGCUUGCCACGACCAAACAUGAGAAUUACGAGAUAGUUGCAUCUGUAAUCAUCAACAUCCAAGUUAAAGACCUCAAUGAUAACAAGCCCACCUUUGAGUCAGAUCCUUACGAGGCUGUCGUUGUGGAAAACCUUCCAAGUGGGACUCAAGUGAUCCAAGUCAAAGCCACCGACCUAGACUCUGGAACCAACGGCCAUGUCGCCUACAGCCUCAAUCCCAAGCAGAACUCACAGGAGAUCUCUGAGUUGUUUGCUGUUAAUAGUGAAACCGGAUGGGUGACCACGUUAAAAGAGCUCGACCGUGAAAAGAUGAACAAAUACACAGUUGCCGUCCUGGCCACAGACCAAGGGGAUAAGCUCCAACAUACCACCGGCACCACAGUGGAGGUAACCGUCGCUGAUGUGAAUGACAACCCGCCUCGCUUCACCGCAGAGAUCUACAAAGGUACCGUGAGUGAAGACGACCCUCCUAGCGGGGUGAUCGCUAUCCUCAGCACCACGGAUGAUGAUUCUGAGGACAUCAAUAAACAAGUGACCUACUUCAUCACAGGAGGGGACCCACUUGGCCAAUUUGCAAUCGAGCACAUUCAGAAUGAAUGGAAGGUUUCUGUCAGGAAGCCCUUGGACCGUGAAGAGAAGGACAAUUAUCUCCUUAACAUUACUGCCAGUGAUGGCAUCUUCACUGCCAAAGCCACCGUGGAGGUCAAGGUGUUGGAUGCCAACGACAACAGCCCUGUAUGCGAAAAGUCUCUAUACAGUGAGAGCGUACCAGAGGACUCCCCCGCCGGAAGGCUCAUCUUGCAGGUUUCUGCCACAGAUGCGGACAUUCGGUCAAACGCCCAAAUCUCCUUCGAGCUCCAGGGAAUUGGAUCAGAACUGUUCGUCGUUGACUCUGAAACAGGAGAGUUGAAGACCUCGCAGCCCCUGGACCGAGAGGAGCAAGACGAGCACAGGUUCAAAGUGCGGGCAGUAGACGGAGGCGGGCGGUACUGCGAGGCCGACAUCCACAUCACUGUAGAGGACGUCAACGACAACCCGCCGCAGUUCUCAUCCGACCCCUACAGCAUUACAGUCUUCGAGAACACAGAGACGGGCACAUAUGUGGCAAAACUGCAGGCAAAUGAUGUUGACUCUGGUUUUAACAGCGACAUCCUUUACUCAUUGGUUGAUUCCAGCGAUGGAUAUUUCUCUAUUGACGAGAGCACCGGCGUAAUGAGCCUGGAGCGCCCCCUGGACCGCGAGGUGCAGUCGGUGUACGAGCUGAAAGCCCGCGCCACAGAUCAGGGUUCGCCACAUCUCUCAGCAGUGUGCCAAGUGGUGAUCUCUGUCCUGGACAUCAACGACAAUCCGCCGGUGUUUGAGCACCGGGAAUACACAGCCACGGUGUCGGAGGAUGUGGCCGUGGGCACGCAGGUGCUCAGAGUGCAGGCCGCCAGCCGGGACACGGAGGCCACUGGAGAGAUCACGUACAGCAUCAUCAGUGGAAAUGAGCAUGGCAUGUUCAGCGUGGAGCCACAUACUGGUGACAUCUUUGUAAUAGAGCCGCUGGACUUCGAGGUUUCCCACGAAUACUACAUCACCAUAGAGGCUACAGAUGGUGGCUCCCCGCCGCUCAGCGACAUGGCCACCGUCAACAUCAACCUGACGGAUGUCAACGACAACAGACCCGUCUUCAGCCAGGCGAUCUACACAGCCGUCGUCAGCGAGGACACAGAGCUGGGAAAGACUGUGAUGGCGGUGGUGGCGGAGGAUCUGGACGGCCCCUCUUAUGAUCACGUGCGGUUCUCUAUCGUGGAGGGGAACCAAGGCAGCCCCUUCACCAUCGACCCGGUCAGAGGAGAGCUUAAAGUCGCUCGCCAGCUGGACAGAGAGCGAACUUCAGGAUACAAGCUGACGGUGGUGGCUUCAGACAACGGGGUGCCCCCUCUUACCAGCAGCGCUUUGAUUAACAUCGACAUCUCGGACGUCAACGACAACCCGCCCCUUUUCUCCCAGGCCAACUACAGCCUCAUCAUCCAGGAGAAUCGACCAAAAGGCACAAGUGUUCUUCAGCUCACUGUAACCGACCGGGACGCUUCCCACAACGGCCCACCUUUCACCUUUGCCAUCGUGGACGGGGAUGAGGGCGACGUGUUCCACAUCAAUCAGCAGGGAGCUCUAGUAGCUGUGGGCGCGCUGGAUAGGAAAAGUAAAGAGCACUACCUACUUCAAGCACAGGUGUCAGACAGCGGCAAACCUCCGCUCUUCUCCACCGCCUUCAUCAGUGUACGCAUCAUCGAGGAGAGCGUUUACCCUCCUGCCAUCCUCCCUUUGGACAUUUUCAUCUCCACUGCUGGCGAUGAGUACGCUGGAGGCGUCCUGGGAAAGAUCCACGCCACGGACCAAGACAUCUACGACACCCUCACCUACAGCCUCGCCCCUUCAUCUUCCUCCACUGACGAGAGCGGCUCCUUGUUUUCAGUUUCCGCCUCUGAUGGUAAAGUGAUCGCCCUGAGGUCGCUCGACGUGGGUCACUACUCCCUCAAUGUGACAGUGACUGACGGACGCUUCACCGCGGCCGCUGAUGUCACCGUGCAUGUUCGGCAAGUGGCCAGUCAGGCCCUCGACAACUCCAUCGCUGUACGCUUUGCAAAUAUUGCUCCGGAGGAGUUUAUCGGGGACUACUGGCGCAACUUCCAGCGAGCGCUAAGGAACAUUGCCGGGGUGAGGAGGAGCGAGGUGCAGUUAGUGAGCCUGCAGCCUUCAGAGCAGGGAGAUCUGGAUGUGCUGCUGACUCUGGAGAGAUCAGGAAGCCCCUAUCAGUCUCAGGAGGUGGUUUUCCGUAAGCUGAACUCCUCUGCUGCCGUCAUCGAGGAGAUGACGGGUGUCCGCAUCCUACGGGUGGUGCAGAAGCUGUGCGCGGGGCUGGACUGUCCGCUACGCUUCUGCGAUGAGGUCGUCUCCCUGGAUAAGACCACCAUGUCCACUUACAGCACGGCCCGCCUCAGCUUCGUUACACCGCGCCACCAGAGGACGGCGACCUGCCAGUGUGACGGUGGCAGAUGUCCUGUGCUGAACAACCUGUGUGAGAACAACCCCUGUCCUGAGGGGAUGGAGUGUGUAGCCGAUCCCAGAGCGACCGUGUACAGUUGUGUGUGUCCAGAGGGCAAAAAGGGCAAAUGCUCCGAUGGCCACUCGCUGACGUUCAGCGGCGGCGGCUACGUGAAAUAUCACCUGAUGGAGAAUGAGAACAAGGAGCUGAUGAAACUGUCUGUGAGGCUGCGGACCUUCUCCAGCCACGCGACUGUCAUGUACGCUAAAGGGACGGACUACAGCAUCCUCGAGAUUGUGAACGGACGCCUGCAGUACAAGUUCGACUGCGGCAGCGGCCCCGGCCUCGUGUCGGUCCACAGCGCUCAGGUUAAUGACGGCGAGUGGCACACCAUCUCGCUAGAGGUGGACGGUAACUACGCCAAGCUGGUGUUGGACCGUGUGCACGCUGCCUCGGGCACGGCACCGGGCACCCUGCGCACCCUCAACCUUGACAACAGUAUUUACUUUGGCGGUCACGUACGCCAGCUCACCUCCUCUCGCCACGGACGCAGCCUGCCCGUCACCAACGGGUUCCGCGGCUGCAUGGAGGCCCUCAGCCUGAACGGCCUGGAGCUGCCUCUCAACACCAAAGCUCACCGGGCCCACGCCGUGCUGGAGGACAUCGUGGACGUGGCUCCAGGCUGUGCCCUCGCACCUGCUGAGAGUUGUUCCAGCAACCCUUGCACCAACGGCGGGAGCUGCACCUCGCUGCCUAAUGGAGGCUACUUCUGUAAGUGUCCGGCCUCCUUCAUGGGCACCCACUGUGAGAUCGGCAUAAGCCCUUGCGCCUCCAACCCCUGCCUGUACGGAGGCACCUGUGUCCCUCGGGCAGAGGACUUCUACUGCCAGUGCAGAGGGCAGUACUCCGGACAGAGGUGCCAGUUGGGUCCGUACUGCAGAGACAACCCCUGUAAGAACAGUGGGAAGUGCAUCGACAGUCUGGAUGGACCGGUGUGUGAGUGUGAGGCAGGAUUCCAGGGAGACAGGUGCCUGAGUGAUGUUGACGAGUGCAUCAAGAACCCCUGCGUCAACGGGGGCCAGUGCCAGAACACAUACGGCUCCUACAAGUGUAACUGCUCGCUGGGUUUCAGCGGGCAGAUGUGUGAACUCCGCACCGAGGUCCGCAAUGAAUUCAUCUCCACCUCCUGGAACAUCGGCCUGGAGGAGGUGAUCGGCAUCGUGGUGUUCGUCUCCAGCAUCUUCAUCCUGGUCCUCCUCUUCAUCAUCAUCCGCAAGAAGGCCUGCCGCAGGAAGUCCAAGGCCAACAACGGCGACAAGCACACCGGAGGCUCAAGCAUGUCUCACUCCUUCCUGCAGCGGCCGUACUUUGACGCCAAACACAAGAACUUCUACUCCGACAUCCCGCCUCAGGUCCCCGUGCGGCCCAUCUCCUACACUCCCAGCAUUCCGAGCGACUCACGAAACAACCUGGACAGGAACUCGUUCGAGGGCUCGGCCAUCCCGGAGCACCCCGAGUUCAGCACCUUCAACCCAGACUCCGUGCACGGCCACCGCAAGACCGUGGCCGUCUGCAGCGUGGCGCCCAAUCUCCCUCCACCCCCGCCCUCCAACUCGGUCUCAGACAGCGACUCCAUCCAGAAGCCAAACUGGGACUAUGACUAUGACACUAAAGUGGUGGACCUGGAUCCGUGCCUGACCAAGAAGCCUGUGGAGGACAGCGCCUGUCACCCCUACAACACCAGGGGGAGCAUGUCUGAGGUCCAGUCCCUCAGCUCCUUCCAGUCAGAGUCCUGCGACGACAACGAGUCUUUUUUGGCUCAUGAUCUCAAGAACCCAAGAGGAUAUCACUGGGACACAUCUGAUUGGAUGCCAAGUGUUCAACUUCCUGGAAUCCAGGAGUUUCCACAGUAUGAGGUUGUGGAGUCGCCCGCCCCUCUGUACAGUGACCCGAGUGCCAUCGACACCGACUACUACCCCGGCGGCUUCGACAUUGAGAGCGAUUUCCCUCCGCCGCCAGAGGAUUUCCCUGCCAAUGACGACCUGCCGCCGCCACCUCUGCCAGAGUUCGCCGACCGCUGCGACACACUGCGGCCCCAGGGCAGAGACCUGGACCCGUCUGCGACCGACACAGGAGGCUCAGGCGGGGUCCGCCAGCGCCCGGCCCUGCCUCAUCUCUACAGCCUUAACCAGUACCUACCGCAGCACUCCUACCCAAGCGACGGGGGUGACACUGAGGGCCAAGGGGCCACCUCCACCUCCGCCAACACCACCCCUGCUUCUACCUUGGGCACCAGUGGCUACAGAGGGGGCUACGGUUGUAGUCUGGACUUUGACUCCUCAGCUCUGGACAACAUGUCCAUGUCUCUGUACACGUCCACAGCCUCUUGCUCGGACAUGUCGGCGUGCUGCGAGGAGUCCGAGGUGAUGAUAAGCGACUACGAGAGUGGCGACGAGGGCCACUUUGAGCGGCUGUCCAUCCCGGCGCUGGACUCCCAGCAGCACACUGAAGUCUGACACUGGAUCCAAACAAAAGUGCCUGAACCCACAGCUACACCUUACGUUAGCCCGUCACACAACACCCACACCAAACGCGCACAGUAUGUGAACACGACACCACACACACACACAUACAUGUCCGCACACAUUGAAUUGAGUCAAACACGGGGGUUGUUGAGACUGGCUGAGAGACAGUCGGCUGAGAAAACCUGAAGAAGAAGCUCUUUGCGUGUUCUCAGCCCGAACCCCCGCCCCCUUUGAGUCUGGCGGUGCUGUUACUUGUGACUGUCAUCUCACACAGGAAGUAGAUUGUCUGAAGGAUCAACGAUUCAACGCACGACAGGAAAAACAUCAUGGAAAGAAAAAAAAUAAAUAAUAAUCUCACCACAACAUCUGUGUUUCUAUAAAUAAAACCAAGCAAACUGUUUUUAUACAAGUCCUCAUUUUCAAUGUAAAUUUAAAUGUACAGUUUUGAUUUCAAAGUUUACUAGGUUUUGUAGAUAUUCUAUGCUUUUAUUUUCAAAAAAGACGAAGAGUUAAAUGGUGUGACAUUAUCAGCCUUACUGUGCUUACAUUCACUAGAGAAAAAAAAAAAAAGAAACGUUAAAAAAAGAGAGAGAAGAGCGUGGCUUUCCCGCACACAGUGUACUCGUAAAGUUUAUCGUCUCCUGCUCAUUUCAAAAAGGGUCCUCAGUGAACGACUGCAUAUUCUUGUGUUGUUGGUUUUUCUUUUUUAAAUGUUUGUUUGUAAAUUUUGACUUUGGAACCUCUUUAUUUUUCCACCAAGAAAAUGGGACCCAAUAUAUUUAUAGUGCAGAGUUAUCCAUGGACACGUGACUUUUUCAGGUGUCCAUGUGUGUGUGAGCAGUGCUAUGGUCUUGUUAAGGUUUUUAUUGAAUACUGCCACAAGCUCACGCUUUCCUACUGGCAAUAAAUUAUUCCUAAAAAAUAUUUCUGCUGUCUUCUUAUUUCCAGAGCGUGCUCAUGAAUAGAAACACGGUGAUGUAUUAAUUGUAAUAUUCUGGUGUUACUUGUGCAGAAAAUAAUUAAAUCUUAACAAUGAAAGUCACAAAUCUUAUUACAAACUUUUUGUCAAUCAACUUUGAUCUGGGUCCGACUUGUAUAAUUGUAAGGAAACAUUUUGACAAUAUGUUUGUUUUUGUUAAUUGUGAUGGGUAUGAACAUCAAAACUAUACAGCAAUUAAUAAAAGAUUUUUAUGUUUAA
Molecule: messenger RNA, 15325 nt
Organism: Paralichthys olivaceus (Japanese flounder)
Lineage: Eukaryota; Metazoa; Chordata; Actinopteri; Pleuronectiformes; Paralichthyidae
Gene: fat1a
Product: FAT atypical cadherin 1a
Biological process (GO): homophilic cell-cell adhesion
Cellular component (GO): catenin complex; plasma membrane
Molecular function (GO): calcium ion binding; cadherin binding
Source: RefSeq, a predicted model, not a curated record